CACUUGUAGUUUCCCCCGACUUUCUUCCUUCACUGAAAUCGAGACCAGUGUUUGAUAUCUUUAUUACUUUUACUUUCACUCAGGCCUUGUCUCGCCCGCCUCCGCGUCAAUAAGAUAUGGUGUCCCUGUGUUCCUUGCCGCGCGUGCUGUCAUGGGUGGCGCGGCCUGAGACGUGCGAGGCUGAGGGUCGCUGGUGCCUUGCUGGCGUUGACUGGCGGGUGGCAGCAGCACGCCCGCUCGCCCAAUGAUAAGGCCGAUCAAGGUGCCAGUAGCUCGUUGGCCGCGCUAGGGGUAGGGUGUCGGUGUCCCUCGCUCCGGCCCUCGCUAAGUGGCCCUGCGUGACGUGACGCCGCACGCCACAGCCACAAGCCAUGCACUAAACAUGUCUGCACUUCUCUGACAGUUCCCGCUCUCUGAACCGACAAGCGGGGCACGCAGUGGACACUUGUAAAAAGUUUCCUCAAAGUUCUCUCGCUUCCCGAUGAAGUGUUUGGUGGCGACAGGAAGGCGUGCUCGAGCUGACGCUGCAUGAGGGCACCGCUGGCCAUCCAGGACUUGGCGAGGCAGCGCACUCAGGCCACGAUGAGUCCCCGCUGGCUGUGCCCUGAAGGAGGCGAGUGAGGAGCCGCGCCAAGGUAGGUCACGGGUCGCGCCUGCCUCACCGCCACUCGAACCAGAGGGAACCUGAGAAGCGCUGAAGGUUCCUCUCAGUGUCCCGGGACGGCGCCGUGGACGAGGCGUGACUCUGUGUGAGCCACGAGCCGCUAAGUCAACCAGUGUGAGCCAGGCCAGGCCGCCCCCGCAGCCAUGGCGUGUGGGCGGUGGCGUGGUGCCUGGGUCCUCGCUGCCACGCUUCUUAUCCAAGGCGGUGUCACCAUUCGGAUCACGCGAGUCAAGGUGCCGCCGACGCUGGAGGUGGGCGGGGCGGGGGAACUGGAGUGCGUGUGGGAGGAGGAGCGGGACCACAUCUAUUCCAUCAAGUGGUACCAAGGGCCGCAUGAGUUCUACAGGUACACGCCGACCGCGCCCCAGCCAGUGCAGAUCUUCGACCCUCCGACCCUCGAUGUGGAUCGGGAGCGAUCGUGGGAGGGCAUCGUGCGGGUUGCCAACGUGAGUCUUGCCGCUGAGGGACUCUUUCAUUGCGAGGUGUCUGCCGAUGCCCCAACCUUCCACACAGCCUCAGACAGCGCCAGCAUGAAAGUGGUUGACCUUCCCGACGCAGCGCCGCUCAUCAAGGGGGUUAGAGUGCAAUACCUGCCGAGCGACUGGGUGGACCUUACCUGCACCUCUGGACGCUCAAGACCCGCCGUCACCCUCGCCUUCACCCUCAACGGCGCCCCGGUUUCAGAGAGCUGGUUGGAGCCUCCUGAGAACGUAAAGGACCAGGACGGCCUCACCACCUCCUCCUUGCGCCUCAGGUUUUCCCUACAGUCCAGUCUCCUACGGGAGGGCGAGGGGCACGUGACCUGUGUAGCGGAGAUCCCUAACUCCUACCGCCAGGAGACCCACGCGGUUCUCACCACACGCCCGCCCUACCACGCCUCCGUACUGGGCGCCGGACCCACUACAGGUGUCAGACCCACGGCGGCCUCCACCUGCCUGCUCGUGGCCGUGUCUUCCCUCCUGCAGUGUCUCCUUCAGCGCCUCUGAGUCUCCGCUGAGUAGAUGAGUCGCCAGUCACGCCGUCAACUCAUCAGCGGAACAACCCCCAAGUCACUGAGCUCAUCUCUCGGCCAUCAGUCACGUCAGUCAUAUCACUCAUGACUCACUCAUUCACUCACUCACUCGUUACAUCUCUCACGCAUCACUCAUUCAUCACUAUUCAUAUUCACUGGUGUGUAACGUCAUUCACUCUCGCCCCGUGAGUCACAUGUACUUUCAUUCAUGUGUCAUGUUCACUUCCUUACACGAAUCUUCUUACCUGUACUAGAUUAAUUACAAGGCAUUCCCAGGUGAACUCUAAAACAACUAGUACUCUACAUUACAGUGUGGAAAAAUAAAUACAAGGAAGAGAAAUAUACCGAAAUGUGUAAAAACGGAGAGCAAAUCAAGUAUCGCUCUCUGAAACUAAAUCGUGUAACAUGAGUUUUCAAAUACGUGUUUAAAUAUUCAUCAGGUGAAAAUCUUUUCCUGCAUGAUAAGUGUUAACCGGGUGGUCCCACUUUAAAGCGUCGUUCGCAUGAUCAUUGUGAUGGUGAUGGUGAUGGUGGUGGUGAUGGUGACGGUGAAACUAAUGAUGAUAUUGAUGAUGAUAAUAGUAAUGAUAAUAAUAAUAGCAAAAAAAAAUAAUAAUAAUAACGACACCACCACCAACACCACCACCAGCACCAACAAGAACAACAAAUAAACAAACAUAUAAACAAACAAACAAACACACGGAUCAUCUGCAAACAAACCUCCACCUCACCCCCCCCCAAAAAAAAAAGAAAAAAUGAUAAUCACAGACAAACACGUUCUUCGUAAAUGAGGCAAAUAUAAUCAUUUUUCCUUUUUCUUUUUUAUCUUUUUGUUUGUUUGUCUCUCUGAAAGUGAAAUAUUCGCGUCACGUUAUCAUUCACAAAAGGUAAUUGGAGUUCACACACAUUACCAAAACGUUCUCCUUUCUCUCCCUUACUUUUUUUUUCCUUUAUUUUUACUUUUAUCCUCACCUAGUUAGUUAAUUCUCUCUCUCUCUCUCUCUCUCUCUCUCUCUCUCUCUCUCUCUCUCUCUCUCUCUCUCUCUCUCUCUCUCUCUCUCUCUCUCUCUCUCUCUCUCUCUCUCUCUCUCCUCAUCUGCAUUUUGUUCAUCCCGCUAUACAGUCACAGUAACUCUGCUUGGUAUGUCACUGUCACACUCUCACUAUUACACUCUCACUAUGACACCCUCACUAUCACACUCUCACAGUCACUCUCUCACUGUCACUCACCAUUAAGUAAUUUUUCUCUAUCUUCCUCACCAUCAGGCACUCUUAUAUCUCCAAUUAAUAUUAUUUUACAUCACUAUAUUCAUUCAUUCACUUUCAUUUCGCUAUUUUUGUUCACCUUAUACCAUUGUUUAUAUGUCAUUUUCCACUCACUCACUCAUUCACUCACUCAUUCAUGACUAUCACGGAAUUAACACUGACUCACCCAUCGCCAAACAUUCUCACCAUCUCACUCACCUCACUCACCUGAGCACCAGUAGGUAACACUAAGCACUCAGCCCCCAGGUGUUACUCAGCGCUACCUGGUGAGUGCCGAGUGAGUUACUGAGAGAAAAUAUUGAUUAUCUAAGUAUUAUUAUUAUCAUUAUUACUCUUAAGUUGUUUACUGUUGUGUUUUGAUGAAUGUUUUGUAUACUUAAUGACUGACAAACACACACACACACACACACACACACACACACACACACACACACACAAUGACAUUCUCUCUCUCUCUCUCUCUCUCUCUCUCUCUCUCUCUCUCUCUCUCUCUCUCUCUCUCUCUCUCUCUCUCUCUCUCUCUCUCUCUCUCUCUCUC
Messenger RNA from Scylla paramamosain (green mud crab), 3480 nucleotides. RefSeq lists its product as uncharacterized. NCBI's taxonomy places the organism in Eukaryota, Metazoa, Arthropoda, Malacostraca, Decapoda, Portunidae. The transcript has 6 exons. The coding region runs from base 808 to 1650 and encodes 280 amino acids. The record is from RefSeq and is a predicted model, not a curated record.